CAUCUCAUUAACGACUACWGCGGWGAGUAUAAUCAGCAAACCUCAUGAAAACUCGACCUGUCUCACMUCUGUAUGGCUCAUCACUGCUCCUCCUGGACACUUMGCCACUGUCACAAUUAGCAAUUUAAGAUUCACUGGUAAACCUUGUAAUGUUGAAAGUCUUCAGAUUUUUGAUGGACUAUCGUCUUCCGACAAACGAGUCAAUAAUUUCCAUACAAACAAGAGUGGUGAAGUAAUUUGGUUGACUGGUGUGAGCGGACGGUUGGAACUAAAGCAAGGAAUUGGGACWUUCAGUACAGGCCCUGUACUUGAGAUGGAUGUAAAAGCUCUGGAAAAGCCAAAAGCCUGUAACAAUGGUUCAAUUUUGAAUCUGAAAGCAUCUWCUGAGAUCACCAAUUUUACAAGCCCAUAUUACCCUAUGUUCUACCCCAUGUUCUGUCGGUGGCUUAUCGAGGCUCCACAAGGGAAAUAUGUCAAACUGACAUUUACGAAGAUUGAAAUUCAUCGGUGCAAUCAAGAAACUUUACAUGUCUACGAUGGUGACACUCAAACACCAGAAGAUCUUAUAAAGCAAUGUCGUUACUAUAGCAUCAGCGGACGAAUGCUACUUCUGGAAAAUGAACCUAUUUUUUCAUAUGGACGAAAGUUAYUGGUUGAUUUUAAAGCGAAUAUUAAUAAAUACUCAAUUUUCAAAGGUUUUACUGGUUUUUACACUGCUGUGGAGGGAGGUAAACACUGUAGUCCUGGUAAUGCAAAUAACGUCAACUUYCCACCAGCGAGUGGUAAUAUYACCAGUCCAGGAUUCCCAGUAUCUCUCCCAUCAGAUGAUAAGUCCUUAAAAUGUYUAUGGCGACUUAGAGCACCCAAAGGAMAAGUGAUCAAAGUCGACCUUGAUUCUGUUGCRCUMUCUGUUUCUCAUUCAAUUAAUYWUUGCUMUUUGGACUUUUACACAAACAUUGGACCAGAAGUUUACAAAAUUGGAAAUUACAAGUGUUCAGAUAAGAACUAUGUGUUGCAAUCGCUUGUGUCAGAUGGUCGACGAAUGGAAAUUCAAUAUUCACAAGYACUAUUGUACUCAUCAGUAAAAGGCGGAUUCCAUCUUCGGUACUCCAUGGUUUCAAUGUCAAAAAAUGGAAGCUGUAAAGCCAAUAGCGAGGGAACAAUUGAUGUCCAAGGGGAUGCUGGGGCAAUCCACAGUCCAAAUUAUCCAAGAUACCAUCCUACUAACAUGACAUGUCGCUGGAAAAUCCUUGUAAGUCCUGGCAAUGUCAUYGAAUUGACUGCAAACAUUAACCAAAUUAACGGUAACUGCAGCAUACAGUGGAUUCGUGUCUAUAAUGGACAUGACACUUCUAGUUCUGAACUGGUUAAACUUUGUAAUAUAACUACUAGCCUUCAUACUUUCUUCUCUUCAUCCAAUCGUAUCGUAGUUGAGUUUGUAACAAAAGGAAAUACAAAAUAUAAAGGAUUUUACAUCACCUAUGCCGCAAGAAAGGCAAAACCCAAGUCUUAUGCUUGCUCAAAAUCACGAGACAUUAAUGCUUCAAGUGGACAAAUUGCAAGUCAAAGGUUCCCUCUUUGCUACUCUAACAAUGUUUUCUGCCGAGAAACAAUUGUACUACCAAAACUCGAUUACCGUGUGAAUUUGACUUUCACAUCACUGGAUAUCGAGCCUGAUGGUGACAAAUGUGAAAAAGACUAUGUCGAAAUAAAAUCACUUGGCAAAACACUGGCAAGGCUUUGUGGAAAAAAGACAACUCCAUUUUCUAUCAUUUCAAAAAAUAAUGAAAUGGAAAUUACUUUCAGAACUGAUGCUGUAGGGAGAUACCCAGGAUACGAGGCAACAUUUACCAGUUUACAAGAUUGCAAGGGCAAUAUCUCAAUGACAAUUCCAAGUGGAACCAUUUUUACUCCGCGUUACCCAGACGGCUACCCACCAAACAUCACAUGUACAUGGACGCUUGAACCUCCUAAAGCUAAUUUCAUUCGUCUAAGCAUUGAUAAACUUCAGAUGAAAAACUGCAGUUACACGUCUCUCGAGAUCCGAGAUAUUCAAGCAAACCAGCUUAUCGCCCGUCUUUGUGGACGCUCUGAGAGACCGCACRUUUACUUUUCGUCGUCUGGAUCUGGUCUGAUGAUCCAAUUUGUUUCAUCAGACUCCGCGACUACUGGUGGCUUUACUGCUCAUUACGAAACAAUUUCRCAGUUACCUCAAUCUAUCUCGUGCGGGGAGACUUCUCUCAACCGUAAGCUAAAAGGGUCUUCCUCGGGCUCAAUUGCAAGCUACGAGUAUCCUCUCAAAUAUCAAAACAAUGUCGAGUGUACCUGGGUGAUUUCGACUUCAGGAAGUCACAUAUUCAACAUCAAGUUUGAUUUCAUGGACAUUGAGCCCAGCCCUGGUUGUAAAGAUGACUAUGUUCAAGUUAGAGAUGGUGAMUMCAGMWUUAGYRAAUCCUURGGAAAGUUCUGUGGCUCMACAAAACCAGAUUCAUUCRAGUCGAGUGAAAGUUCAAUAUUCGUGGAAUUYAWAACCAAUGGSRCUGGACAAUAUGGUGGUUUUAAACUAUCUUACGAAGAMACUWUGUCAGGCGUGUACAUCGCCGCGAUUGUGGGGUCUACUKUACUGGUUGUUUUGAUUCUUACGACUAUAAUUUUCAAGUAUAAAAAGAACACGAUCUUUGCCUCAACCAAUGCUGUCCCAGCUCCUCCAGAAGGUGCCGCUUCAACGGCAGGCUCGACAAUCGAACUCACCGCAAAAACGUAG
Molecule: messenger RNA, 2764 nt
Organism: Exaiptasia diaphana
Lineage: Eukaryota; Metazoa; Cnidaria; Anthozoa; Actiniaria; Aiptasiidae
Product: cubilin-like
Exons: 7
Coding region: 314-2764 (816 amino acids)
Source: RefSeq, a predicted model, not a curated record